Messenger RNA from Ascochyta rabiei, 1932 nucleotides. RefSeq lists its product as uncharacterized. NCBI's taxonomy places the organism in Eukaryota, Fungi, Ascomycota, Dothideomycetes, Pleosporales, Didymellaceae. The transcript is spliced from 2 exons. The record is from RefSeq and is a predicted model, not a curated record. The coding region runs from base 1 to 1932 and encodes 643 amino acids.
AUGAGGUUCUCCGGGACAGGUGUUCUUUACACCGCGCUGCUGCUGGUCACUAGCGUCAACUCUCUGAAGUUCGACAAAGCGUGCAACACGAAAUACGGGAAGCUCACCGCAAAGCAGCUGAUCGACAAGAGCAUCGACUUUCAACCCAAGUUAGCUAAAGCCGGUGUAGAUGGUCUCGACGCUGUCAUCGAAGUUCUUAAAUAUCAGAGCGAGACUCCUGGGGCUAAGAAGCCCACUGGCAGUAAGAAAGAGCUUGACAGGAUCAUUGCUACCUAUCGUAUUUUGUUCGGCGACAUCAUGGCAAAGAACGAUGACGGAACACCGAAUCCUAAUUUCAAAAGUGAGGCAGCAGACCAUAUCGCAGCCAUGAAAACCACAAGGGAUACGCUCAACCGGAUGUCCAAGCCCGGAAGUCCGGAUCUGAUCAUCCAUUGUAACGACGACUGGCUCAGUGAGAGAGGGCCCAAAAGCAUGGCAGCGAGCAAGCCGACUGCACCCGCAACAUCAGGCUCACAGUACUUUUAUGACACUGACCGAAACCGAUGGGUUAGUGUCAAAGGUGGAAAGCCUUGUCAAGGUGACAAGGCUGUGGUCACCUCCGCGAACAAGAAGCUAUCAGGAACUUCUCGUGAGAAGGGUCCGGAAAGGAUUACAUUCUGUCCGUCUUACCUGAGGCGACAACACCAGCUUGAGAAAGAUAAGCAGUCUCAUCUCUGGGACAUCCCCACGACGAAGCUGCCUGACACUUUUACUACAUAUACAGCAGCGGGAAAGAAGGACAAGACCCUGCCAUUCCAUAUCUCUGCUUUUGGCAGCAAGAUAGUUGCAAAGUGGUUCCAUGAGUCCAUGCGUACCGAGCUCUUCGAUUCAAAUUCCAACAAUUCCUCAGAUAAGAAGAUAUCAGGAUCCGGUACUAGUAGCUUAGCGUACGGGUUCGACGGUGCUGUCAAUCUUGUCAAGCAAAAAGAAGGCAAGAACGUCGCCGAGUCAUCUCUAAGCAUCGACAACAUUCUCUACUGGUGCUUGGCUUUGUACUACGAUAAGUGGUUGUGGAGCACUGGCAAGCCUGAGGACCCAAGUGUUUUAAGUACUGCCCCGGCUAAGGUUGCUAGUGUCGAUGAAGGUUUUCAAGUAGAAGCUGCAGCAAAGAAAGGGGGAUCGAAGAAGACGAAAGAACCUGCUGAUCAACCAAAAACUGAGGCAUCGCCACCAAAGACUGAAGCCCCUGUCGAUACACCGAAGACAGAUAAGCCUGCGGAUCCACCUAAGACGAGCGCUGUAGCAGCGCCUCUACCACCGUCUUCUCAGGGACCUUCUUCAUCGCCUCCUUCCUCUCAGGCUGCUCUACCUGCUAGCUCCGAAGCACCUCCACCAACCAAUAACCCAACACCAUCCGCCUCUAUCCCGCAGACGAACCAACCAUUGAGUACUCAACUACCUCAAGUCUCUGCGCCUGUUUCUCCUAGCAACAAGCCUGCUUCGAGUCUCUCCACGCCACUAUCGGGCAUAGUCUCGAUGUCUAGAUCAGUUUCAAUGACCAAGUCUGUCCACACAUCCUGCUCCAAUACUCUCUGUACCCUUCCCUCUUCCUCCGCCUCCCCAACAUCUUCCGGUGCCGUUCCACAAGAGACAUUCGAAUCUGAGCCCAUGAAUGCCGGCUCCAUGACCGCUGGCGAGAUUGCCGCUGUUGCAGCUGCCAUUGCUUCGGAGCAAGUGGCAGCAAUGGCGCUGUGGGAUCAGGUACUCACAGACAUGGGACUGCCUAGUGAGACGAUCCAGGGCGAUCCGAGUGCAAGCAUGGGGACAGGAUUGCCUAUGGCCACGGGUGGAGCUGGAGGUGCAAUGAAUGGAACUUGGGCAAUGCCGACGUUGAAAACUCGGGAGGGGAGGUAUGGAGUAAGGGAGAGGAGGAUGUACGACUUUGCUAGCUAA